UCCUUUUGUCACAAGAAAACCAGAAAGAAAAGGACCAUGCGACAUGGUUCUCUGCAUCUUCGGGGCGGUGUGCGUGGAGAACGAAGAAGGGCGCCCCCAGUGCAUCUGCGACCGGGAAUGCCCGGACAUCAUGGCACCUGUCUGCGGGUCAGACGGGACCACAUACCUCAGCGAGUGCUUUCUGGAUAAAGCAUCGUGCGAGCAGAAGAGAAGGAUAUAUGUCGCAUCGCAGGGAUCCUGUGACGAGCAGGACCCAUGUGAAGAUGUCCAAUGCAGCUUUGGUUCCCUGUGUAUCGUAGAGAACGACAGAGCAACGUGCGAAUGUCCCGAUGUGUGCGCUCUGGUCUACAGUCCCGUCUGCGGGAGCGACGGCGUUUCUUACAGCAACAACUGCGAGAUGAGGGCAGCAAGUUGUAGGCAACAGAAAGAGAUCACUGUCGUCAGUGAGGGGAUGUGUGUUGAGGCAGACCCAUGCGACAACGUGACCUGCAGCUUCGGUGCUUCCUGUGUCGUAGAGGGCACUGUUGCAAGUUGCCUGUGUCCAGAGAUUUGCUUGGAGAGUUACAACCCGGUGUGCGGGAGCGACGGCAUCGAUUACAACAACGAAUGUGAUUUGAAUGCCGCGGCUUGUUCUCAACAAAAAAGUAUAAAUGUGGUUUUCGAAGGCCUGUGUGACCCGUGCCGGGAUGUGGAAUACGAAAACGCAGUUUGUAAGCUGGACCGUGAACGUCAGCCUCAGCCGAGCUGCGAGUUUGACUGUCCCGAAAAUGUUGUGAAUGCCGUCUGCGGGUCCGACGGUGUGACGUACGCCAAUGAUUGUGAGAUCUCGCGGGCUGCAUGUCUUAGCAACCUAGAAGACGUCCUGAUCACCUUCACUGAAGGGCCCUGUGAGGUUGGAACUCAUCCAUGCGAAGAUUUUACCUGCGACUACGGCCAGUGUUUGGUGGACGAUUCCGGCAUGCCCCAGUGCGUGUGUACCCCGUGUCCGGAGGUCUACAAGCCCGUCUGCGGAAGCGACGGUAUGACGUACUCCAGCGUGUGCCACAUGGAGGAAGCCAGCUGCAUGGAAAGCACUGACAUCACUUUGGCUAAAGAGGGCGCUUGUGAUGGACCAAACCCAAUUGGCUGUCAAACCCCUGCCUGUAAUCAGACAGAGGGCGCUGUCACCGAUGUGUGCGGAACGGACGGUAUCACUUAUCCUGGAUUGUGUGCGAUGCAGCAUGCUGCUUGUGAAGCCGGAAUCAACAUUUCAGUUGCUAGCUACGGACCUUGUGAGUCGUGCGAAAGAACCGAAUGCAGUCAUGGGUCAUUCUGUCAGAUGACCCCCGAUGGCCCGACCUGUACUUGCAGUGACCUUUGCCAACCGGUCAAUCUGCCAGUCUGUGGUUCGGACGGUGAGACGUAUGCCAGCGAGUGUAAGCUCAACGUCAUGGCUUGCAACAUGAGGAAAAACAUUACUGUUGUCUCGUAUGGAGCUUGUGAGGACUGCGUUGGUGUGACCUGCGAGACAGAACGCUUCAACCAGGUGUGUUACCAGGGUAUGUGUGUGUGUCAGGAGUCCUGUCCUAUGUCACGGUCAGAUGAAGACAUGGUCUGUGGCUCCGAUCAGGUGACCUACGACACCGUUUGUCAUCUGAAGGCUGCAGCGUGCCAGAUUGAAUCCAACCUCACAGUGGAGUACUACGGGCCUUGCGAUGAGUUCUCUGGAAGCGGAACGGAAUUCCCAGAUAUCUCAGGCAGUGGUGCCACGCCUCCUAAUGAAUUUGAUUUUGAGCUCUGUGAGGAGAACUCAUGUAGCUUUGGUGGUAUCUGCCGCCCUCUAUCAGCCGAUACCUACGAGUGUAUCUGCAAGUUCAAUUGUCCUGCGGUGAGGAUGCCGGUUUGCGGAUCAGACGGAGCAACGUACGGUAAUGAAUGUCAGUUGAAGGAGGCCGCCUGUGAACAGCAGACGAGUAUCAUGCUUGAGAAAAUUGGUACAUGUGAAGACGUUGAAAUGGAGCCUUGCGACGGAGAGAGCCCUCUAUUGAAUGAGCUGACAAUGGAGGAAUACACCUGUCAGGAGGACAAUGGGGGCGAGGAUUGCCCCUCUGGUAGUUACUGUCAUAUACAUCCUCUUGGAAAGUUCUCAGUCUGCUGCGCCGUCCAAGGAGAACAAACGUCUCAACCAAGCUGCAUGGAAUCAACCUAUGGAUGCUGUCCUGACAACCAAACAGAGGCUCUUGGGAACAACGGAGAAGGAUGCCCAAGUGUGUGUAACUGCAACCCACUCGGAUCCUACUCGGUCUUCUGUGAACCGAGCAACCUUCAGUGCCCGUGUAAGCCAGGCGUCGGUGGCAAACAGUGCGAUAGAUGCGAGCCGGGCUACUAUGACUUCUUGUCAUUGGAACGCACUGGAAUCGGAUGCAAAGCAUGCGGUUGCUCAUCUUAUGGAUCUCGUCGUGAUGACUGCGAUCAGACGUCGGGAGCCUGCCGAUGCAGAAGAAAGGCCAUUGGUCUCAAAUGCAACAUGUGCCCUGAGGGUCUGAAAAUGACCCCGAUGGGAUGUAUGACAGAGGAGGAACAGAUGAUGACCAGUGCCAUUACUUGCGCAAACCUGACCUGCCCGUUCCAUGCUCGAUGCCAGGAGUCGACCGUAGAGGGCCAGAAUGCCACCUGCGUCUGUCCGACCUCGUCGUCGUGUAACAACGACACCAUUCAGAUAGUUUGCGGAGACAACGGGGAGACGUACCCCAGCCGAUGUCAGCUAGAGGUCUUUGCCUGCAAGGAACAGAGGGACAUCAUGGUCCAGAACGAAGGAGCCUGUGAGACUGUCAUCGUCACGCCCAACGAGAUACGUCCAGGAUGCGAGGGAUCCGAGUUCGGAUGCUGCCCCGACCAAAUCACGCCUGCCAGCGGCCCUGGCCUUCAAGGUUGCAGCGAUGCCUCAGGUACACCUGCCCUUGCAGCAGAUCAGAGUGCUGGUGAAGCAUCUGCUUCCUCUCCUGUGCCACCUCCUGCGGCACUAACAACCGCCGCUGUGGCACCAACCACUGCCGCCGCAGCGCCCUCUACUAAAGUCUCUUCCACCACCAUUUCUGUUGCACCCUUUGUUUCAACUGCUCUUACCACAGAUUCUGUCCUUGGAACAACAACGGUGGUGACUAUCGUCCAGGGAUGUGACAGCAGUCCUUGCCAACAUGGCGGAACAUGUCAGAAUGACGAGAUCGCUCCAGGCUUCAGGUGUAUCUGUCCUCUUGGAAAGGGCGGACCAGUCUGUAAUGAAGUCGUGACUUUCAUCACACCCUCCUUUGCUGGGGACUCCUACCUCGCCUUCCCCGAGAUGGAUGCUUUCAUGGAGGUUGAGAUCAUUAUUGAAUUUCAACCAAACGCCACAGAGGGCGUGCUUCUCUACGAGGCACAGACAGCAGAGGGAGUCGGUGACUUUAUCUCAUUGGCAGUAGUCAAUAAUCGUGUUGAGUUCAGGUUUCUUGCUUCCGACCAAUCAAAUGGAUUUGACCUUGGAUCAGCUGACCCUGUCGUCAUAACAAGCACCAUCAACCUUCAACCUUCGACCUGGCAUCGUCUGAGGGCAUAUCGCAGUCGGCGGGACGGCACACUGAGCGUGGAUGGGGAGCCAGAGGUCACGGGGUCAAGUCUGGGUGUGUCUGGUGCCCUCAACCUUGGUGAAGAUCUCUUCAUUGGAUAUGCUGUGCCACCUGAAGUAGGACUGCGUCUUGCCAACACAAACCAAGGAUUCGUUGGAUGUAUACGUUACGUCGAGAUCAACGGCCAGGAGCUAGAUAUUUCAUCGUCAGGCUCUUACGUGGAAUACGGAGCCAAUGUGGGAGAGUGCGGUAAUGAUCCCUGCAAAAGCAAAGAGGUCCCCUGUUUCAACAAUGGAAUAUGCCAGGCUGUCAAUGCAGAGGCAUACAGGUGUAUAUGUCAAGGAGAUUUCUUUGGUGCGCUAUGUGGAGAUGUACUGAUAGACCAGUGCGAGGGUCACAUGUGUCACGAGGAAUCUACUUGCGUAGCAUUACCAGAGGGUGGAUACAGAUGUGACUGUCCUGAAGGUAGAACAGGAAACAUGUGUGACGAAGAAAUAAACAAGGUCGUGAUACCAGGGUUUGCCGGCAAUUCCUACGUGCAGCUGCCUUCGCUUAUGAUGCCCGACACCUCCGCCAUCGAGGUCGAGUUCCUUACCUCCUCACCGAAUGGAGUGAUCUUCUACAAUGGCCAGUCCACUGACGGCAGGGGGGAUUUCAUCUCCCUGAAUAUAAGGGAUGGUUUCUUGGAGUUCAGAUAUGAUCUUGGUUCUAGUAUCGCAGAAAUCAAGAGUAUUGAUAGGAUAGCUCUGAAUGAAUGGCAUACAGUGAGAGUGAUCAGGAUGGGGAAGAGUGGGGAGAUGAUCCUCAACAACCUCCCACCAGUUAAAGGAACAUCACCGCCUGGGGCAUCACAGUUGAAUCUCCGUCAGCCUCUUUUCAUUGGUGGUGUGAGGAGUUAUGGAGAGAUCUCAAGGAGAGCAGCUAUUACUGAUGGUCUUAAUGGAGCAGUUAGGAGGUUCGUUGUAAAUGAAGAAGAUUAUUCUGUUCUAAGAGACUUUGCCGAAGCUGAAAUUAAUGUGGAAGAAUUCAGGGAGGAUACCAUGAACAUGAUCCCAACAGCUCCUAGUGCUAUGCCAGAAAUUCCAGUAACAGUUACAACCACCAGAGCACCAAUGGUUGCCACAAGAGCAAGAGUGGCCAUGACAACAGCACCAGUAUUGGUUAUUGAUAUCAACGAUCCUCUAAGGUUUGAUGGCCAGACGAGUAUUAAAUACUACAAUGGGGUUACAAAAAGACAAAGAGCCCUUCGGACACAUCAAGUCGAGCUCUCAUUCAAAACAGCUGAACCGAACGGCGCCCUCUUAUGGAACGGAGUAGGUAAUGCCGACUUCCAGGCCGUAGGAAUAUCGGACGGAUUUGUAGAAUAUGCUUACAAUCUAGGAAGAGGUAUCACAAGGAUAAGAUCAACGCAAAGAGUCAAUAAUAACAAGUGGCAUACUGUUAUUAUAACAAGAAAUUUAAUUGAUGCAUCGCUUCAAGUAGAUUCAGAAGAACCAGUCAUGGGUCAGUCUAGAUCAGGGGCUUCACAAUUAGAUACAGAUGGAUAUUUAUAUCUAGGUCAAGGAGUCAAUGUCCCUGGUAGCAUGGCUUCAAGUUAUACAUAUUAUACAGGCUGCAUAAAAGAUGUUUUAUUAGACGAAGACCGAUUGCACCUAUACGAAGAUGCACAAGGGGAAAGGCCAUCACUGUUCUGUUCUGAACCAUGAGGGCAGUAUAACCUCCCCCAUCUGAGAACCUACAAAGCUCAUCAGAUGUAAUAGCAUUAAAAAUGACUCCAAAAAAAAAGAAUAAGAAAAUGAAAAACAAAACAAAAAAGUAAACUAUUUAUAUGUAUAAAUGAGCAUUAUAUUAUUGAGACGUGUCACGAAGGUAUUUUAAAUUUAGAUGUUUUAGAGGUGUAGCAGAAAGGCAGUCGUAGAACAAGAAAGUUAACCUUUUUUUUAUAGAUGUACAUCUGGUGUGGUGGAUUGUGACCAAAUUUCUUACUUUACAAUUAGUAAGAACCAUUGUUAUCUAGGCAUGGCAGUACUACACAUGACAAUAUACUUAGAACUUAUAACCCGGCAUACAGAUUUGCUCAGUUCUUAAAGAUAUUCAUGCACUCUCUUACAAUAAAAAAUAUGCAAUGAAUUCAUCAGAUAUUUGUUUUCUUGGGUAAGGUUUUUUUCUUGAAUUUUAGUGGGAUGAUUAGAACGUGACAAGUCAUUUUCAUUCUUUAAGAGAAGAGUGUUAAUGUUUCACACUCUCAUCUUGUAAUGAGGUAGAAAUUCUCUUAAUUUGCUUUCAUACUUACACAGAAAAUAUCCUAGUAAACCUUGGACAAACUUCUGAUUUUAAUAAAGUUACCUCAAACUGAGGAUUUUUAUCAGGGAUAUUUAUGAGUACUUAAUUUCCCCUUGACAAGCAAUCAGGGGUCUGUUGCAUAAAAGAAAAACUCCGGCAUUUUAUUUUGCUAGAGUUAUUCAAUAUAUUAUGCGUCUCUGGCAUGUUUUUGUUUGCUAGGGGAUAGUUGUUGCAUGAAAAUUUUGCCAUAAAAUAAAAAAAAAAUCUAGCAAACAAAAUUAUACCUUUGGCAACAGCACAUUGAAAAAUCUCGCCAAAAAAUUGCCAGAGUUUUUCAUUUAUCCAUUUGGCCCCAAAGUUUUUUUUUUCAUUUGCCAGAUUUUUUUAUGGCAAAAGUUUCAUGCGACAGACCCCUGGACGUUUUUUUUCUAGUAAAGAGGUGCAAAAUCACACUCUUUGUCCAUUCAUUGCUCCAGUCACAGAUUUCAUGAUAUGAUAAUUCAGUUGUAAUUAUGAAUAGUGAAAACUAAAUAAUAUAUAUAUCCACAUGCUGCAGACAAGUUGUAUACAAGUUUUUGUCAGACAAGGGACCUGUAACAUAAAGAUAUACAAUCAAUCAUACAAUUAAUUGUAACUAAGUCUAUGACACAUUGUGUACAAAAAAUUACAAUCAAUCGUGAAUAUCAAUUGUACCUCUUUAAAACGUAACAGAUUGAAUCAGUUACGUGUACGUUUAUUGCACUCAAUAAGCAAUUGGUUACAAUCAAUUGAGUUCUUUAUAACAAAGGGGUCGAAUGAAUCUGUAACUGUUUAGCAAACAAUAAGGAAAUGGUUACAAUUGAUUGUAAAUAUUAAUUGUAUCUUUUUAUGUUACACCCCAAAGAAGAUGUAUAUAAUAUUUGUUCAGGUAAGCACAUGCUCGAGUUAGAGUAGGUCAGUUUAUGUAAACGUCCGAAAUGGACGCAGCGCCACCUUGUUAAAAUUACCCAUCAUGCUUUGUUGAUUGUAUAUAGAAAUGCACAUGGUCUACGCUGUUAUAGUUUGCUGGGAGACACCUUUAAUAGAAACAUGUAGGAUUUAUUUUUGUUUGAAAUUCGAUUCGACCAUUUAGGGGAAUGGGAGUCACAUUGUCGUCAGUAUAGAAACCAAGAAUGAAAUUGUUAUUUGUGUGCUUUUAUUUUUCAUGGUGUUUUAUAUUGGAAGCCCGUUCAGUUGGUAGAUGGUAUUGACAAAUUCAUCCAAACCAACUACUUUCUAUAAACUUCAGGUUUAAAGCAUGUCUGAUCUAGAGUACGAAACCUUUUUAUCAAUUGACGCACAUGUCUUUUCAAUUUUUAUACUGUUAUUCCUAUACCUUUUUAUUCCAAUUAUGAAUGUAACUAUUAAAGAAGACUAAAUUUCUCACUCAUUUAUCAUUUAUCUACAUCAUAGUAAAAUUGGUAGAAAUGUUUCCAUAUAAUGUAAAAAACUAAUGACUUAUCAAGUUUAAUUUUAAUUUGUAUCAUACUACAUGUAUUAACAAAAAAAUGAAGUAAAAAUAAUUUUGGUGGUUUUCGUAAUAUCCAGCCUUUGAGUUAAAAAAAAACAUCAAUUUUUUCAGCCAAUUUUAAGUCAGAAGAAAUCAUUAUUUUUCGACUUAGUUUUGCAAUGUUAUUUGUAUUGUAGCUGUAGAAUUAAAACACAAAAAAAUGGUCAAUUAACAACGAAUAUUAGAAUGUAGUUUAGAAAUACCACAGUGAAAAUGAAUAAUUUUCUUUAAUAUAAAAAAUUAUUUUGAUCUAAUCAUAUACAUCCCACCUCUCUUAUCCAGCCAUUUGAACACACAUCAAAUCAAUAAAUCUUACUCAGUGUUUACCGGUACAUUCAUUAAAAAAAUUUACAAAGGACAUUUUUCUACUUGUCUAUUCCAUCUUGCCUUUUAAUUUGUACCCAUUGGCAAGUUGCGGGGAUUAUUUUAACAAUAUGGGCUAUUUUCAGAAUUUGGGGGGCUUAAUUCAUCUCUAGGCUCUUUGUUUUGAGGGAGGAGGUUGAGCUGAGGAGACCGCAAAUUAUGGCUGGAUAAGAGAGAUCAAAAUAAACUUGUAUUUGAAAA
Molecule: messenger RNA, 7959 nt
Organism: Lytechinus variegatus (green sea urchin)
Lineage: Eukaryota; Metazoa; Echinodermata; Echinoidea; Temnopleuroida; Toxopneustidae
Product: agrin-like
Exons: 31
Coding region: 44-5290 (1748 amino acids)
Molecular function (GO): calcium ion binding; protein binding
Source: RefSeq, a predicted model, not a curated record